CUAUUUAUAAGUGGAAUCACAUUUUUAAGAGAAAAUAUGAAUUACCACCUACUCAAAGCUUUAUUUGGAUGGUAUUUUCAUGUCAGCAUAGCAGAUGAGUAGGAGAUGCUGAGUGCUUACAUGACUUCGGAUUGUAUUAUUUUACCAUUUGGUCUUGAUGAUAUGUCCACAAUGAGUCAAAGGAGAUUCUAAUUGGAGACAAAUUGUUUGCAAUGCCAAAAAUAAGUUUCCGGUCUCUUUUUCUCUUUUCAGCAAUUUUCCGUGUCGUGUUAAUUUUGUAUGGGGAGUGGCAAGAUGCUCCUCUGGAGGCUAGGUACACAUAUGUGGACUAUUUUGUGUUUUCUGAUGCUGCAACCUUAAUGGCCAAUGGAAAAUCGCCUUAUGAUUUAUGAAAGAUCAACAUAUCGGUAUUCGCCACUUAUUGCUUUUCUCCUCAUACCUAAUUCGUUUCUACAUCAUUCAUGGGGAAAAUUUCUUUUCUCAGCAUCAGAAUUUUGAAGUUACGAGGAGUUCCCGAAAAAAUAUGCACUUACACCACAAUGAUAUGGCUUUUCAACCCAUUUACCUUCACAAUUGGAACACGUGGCAACUGUGAGCCCAUCAUUUGCUCCAUGGUUCUUUGGAUCUUAAUCUGUUUGAUGAAUGAUCGUCUCUCACAGGCUGCAUUCUGGUAUGGGCUUGUUGUCCACCUGAGGAUAUAUCCAAUAAUAUAUGCACUUCCCAUCAUCUUCGUUCUUGAUCCCCUGCAUUUUCGACCAGGUAAAAAGCCCAUCCUCGUGGACUGGAAUUCUAGAUCAUCCAACUCAAAAAUAACCUAUUCCCACUAUAUUCGGAACCUUCUCACAAGCAUAUUCACUUGGAAAAGGGUCGUUUUUGGGAUUAUAUCUGCUUCCACUUUCUUCAUCUUGACCGGAUUCUCUUUCUAUUUAUAUGGAUGGGAUUUCUUGUAUGAGGCCCUACUGUACCAUCUCACGCGUACGGACCCACGCCACAAUUUCUCCAUAUACUUCUACCACAUAUACAUAAACUACGAACGCGAGUUCUCGAUUUUGGAAAAGCUGAUUGCCUUUCUGCCUCAGUUUACUGUCCAGCUGGUUCUGAUUUUCUGCUUUGCGCUCGACUUGCCGUUCUCUUUCUUUCUGCAGACACUGGCCUUUGUAGCAUUUAACAAGGUGAUAACAGCACAAUACUUGGUCUGGUUUUUUUGUCUGCUGCCUCUAAUACUGCCAUGGACUACUAUGAAGCUUAAAUGGAGAGGCCUGGCAUGCAUAUCUGUGUGGAUUGGAGCUCAAACCCAUUGGCUAAUGUGGGGUUACUUGCUGGAAUUCCGGGGCAAGAAUGUCUUUUUGCAGCUAUGGCUGGCAAGUUUGUUAUUCUUGGUUGCUAAUACUUUUGUUAUCAUCAGUGUUAUUCGUGGUCAUGUGUACUGCCCUCUCUUCAAACGGAUGAUUCUGGAAAUUCGAUGGGUUAUUGAAAGGCAGGGCUUUCAAAAUUCUCACAGCCAUUGCUACAGAGGAGCCAUGGCUGGUGCCCUGAUUUUGCUACUGCCAUUGCUAUUUCCUAGUCUUUUCACUCCUUUGAGCCAUGCUUUACCCUCUGUUCUCUCGGAAUGGAACACUCCAAAACCUAGACACUCUCGUCUACUUAAGAGUGCCCUCCAACGCCAAACUUCUGAUGAGCUACAGGCUGAUCUAUGGAGGCCUUUGGCCGACCAAGGAUGGAAACCUUGCCUCAGAUCAGUUAGUACUUCGAAAUUGCCAGAAAAAUCUGAAGGUUAUAUUCAGGUGUUCCUCGACGGAGGUCUAAAUCAGCAGAGAAUGGGUAUUUGUGAUGCAGUUGUUCUUGCUAAAAUUUUGAAUGCGACCCUCAUAAUUCCGCAUCUUGAAAUGAAUCCCGUCUGGCAAGACUCAAGCACGUUCAUGGAUAUUUUUGAUGUGGAUCACUUCAUUAACGUGUUGAAAGAUGACGUGUCUAUUAUUAAAGAGGUGCCUGAUGAAUACUUUUGGAGCACAAGAGAAUAUUACGCGACAGCCAUUAGAGCAAACAGAGUUAAAACAGCGCCAGUUCAUGCUUCGGCAAACUGGUAUCUGGACAAUGUUCUGCCUAUCCUCCAGAGUUAUGGAAUAGCUGCAAUUGCACCCUUUUCACACCGCCUGGCAUUUGACAAUAUGCCGGAGGAGAUCCAACGGCUAAGAUGUAAAGUCAACUUCCAAGCUUUGGUUUUUGUCCCUCACAUCAGGAACCUUGGCGAAGCGCUAGUUAGCCGACUCAGAUUCCCUCCGAGCAAAAGUCAAGUCAGUAGCACUGAAAAAAUUGAGUAUUCCAAAGACAAUCUAGGGGCUGGAAAAUUUGUCGUCAUACACCUCCGUUUUGACAAGGAUAUGGCUGCCCACUCAGCCUGUGAUUUUGGGGGAGGUAAAGCUGAAAAAUUGGCUCUGGCAAAAUACCGACAGGUUAUUUGGCAAGGGAGGGUUUUGAAUUCUCAAUUCACGGACGAGGAGUUGAGGAGUCAAGGGAGGUGCCCUUUGACUCCAGAGGAAAUUGGAUUGCUGCUGGCAGCUUUAGGAUUUGAUAACACGACUCGAUUGUAUCUUGCUUCUCACAAGGUGUAUGGUGGGGAAGCUAGGAUCUCGACUUUACGAAGUUUAUUUCCACUAAUGGAGGACAAAAAGAGCCUGGCAUCCUCAGAAGAAAGAGCUGCAAUUAAAGGGAAGGCUUCCUUAUUAGCUGCAGUUGAUUAUUAUGUCAGCAUGCACAGUGAUGUUUUCAUUUCAGCAUCCCCAGGAAAUAUGCACAAUGCUGUGUUGGGCCACCGAACAUAUGAGAACAAGAAGACCAUACGGCCUAACAUGGCGCUAUUGGGCCAGCUUUUCCUGAACAAGAACCUGACCUGGCCCGAUUUCCAAGAGGCAAUUAUCGAGGGUCAUAAAAACAGGCAAGGGCUGCUCAGACUACGCAAAUCAGAGCAGUCUAUAUACACGUACCCAGCUCCCGAUUGCAUGUGUAAUGCUUGAGGUCUCAUUUUUAGUGGAGCUUCCAUGUGUUUCUGCAUUUGUCUACUAUUUAAAAGAAUAAAGUUUGUUCCUCUUCCACUUGUCCAUGUCCACGACCACGACCACAUAUACGUUACAUUUAUGUUGCAAAAUUUGGGAAGCAUGACUUUGUUUUAUUACCAUAUCAUGAAUAGCGUAUAGGAUAAAUUCGUUACAUUAUGUACUCCUUAUCAUAUGGUUUUUAGUAACAUUUCAUCGAUUGUGUGAAUCAAUAUAUUCGUUCGUCUUGUGCCACAUGACUAAGAUUGCGGAGUUAUUUGUUCAAAUGGUUGUGUGCUUACUGGAUUCUUCAUAAUUAUGAUGAAAUGAGAAGAUUAAGUUUUGUUUGUUUC
Messenger RNA from Striga asiatica, 3385 nucleotides. Lineage: Eukaryota; Viridiplantae; Streptophyta; Magnoliopsida; Lamiales; Orobanchaceae. The record is from the annotation of a GenBank genome assembly.